This is a messenger RNA of Coffea arabica (coffee), 720 nucleotides long. The record is from RefSeq and is a predicted model, not a curated record. NCBI's taxonomy places the organism in Eukaryota, Viridiplantae, Streptophyta, Magnoliopsida, Gentianales, Rubiaceae.
AUGACGAGAGAAUUUAACUAUGUUGUUUGCUCAAUUGAAGAGUCAAACGACAUAGAUGACCUCUCUCUUGAUGAAUUGCAGAGCUCUUUGUUAGUCCAUGAACAGAAGAUGAACCGAAGCUCAACAGCAAAGGACCAAGCUUUAAAAGCUUCUACCAAUACUCAUUCCAACAGCUCAAGAGGAAGAGGCAGAGGUCGAGGAAGAGGAAGGGGAGAUCGAGAUCAUGACAAAUCUAAGGUAGAGUGCUUUAGAUGUCACAAUUAUGGUCAUUAUGCUUCUGAAUGCUGCAGCAAUCACAUGAACGGAAGCAAGUCUUCUUUUUCGAAUCUAAAUGAAAGUUUUCACUCUACUGUCCAUUUUGGUGAUUUCUCUACUGUGAAAGUGAUGGGAAAAGGUGAUAUUAAGAUACAUACUAAGAAUGGUCUUAUGAAAACAAUUUCUAAUGUGUUGUAUGUUCCUGACUUGAAAAGUAAUUUGUUAAGUGCUGGUCAGUUGCAAGAAAAGAGGUAUGUCAUUACAAUUAAGAAAGGCGCUUGUGAAAUUAAUGAUCUUGAUAGAAUAAGUCCUAUUGCGACUGUCCAAAUGAGUUCUAACAGGUUAUUUCCAAUGAAGAUUGAAAGCAUUCAAUCUUGUUUGAUGGCUGAAGUAAAGGUCCCCUCAUGGUUGUGGGAUUUUCAUUAUGGCCACUUAAAUUUUGGUGGAUUGAGGGCUCUGCAAUAG